AUGUCGCACGUCAUUGACGAAGAUGAAACCUACAUGUAUGAAAUCUUGCAAGAAAAGCACCUCGAAGAAUCGACUAAACUUCUUGCUGACGUCUUCACCAAAUACAACCCACUCGAAGUCUACAUGAAAACUACCUACGAACAAUUCUAUCCGCAAGCACUCGCAUUCUCAAAAGCUGUUCUUAAUGAACAACUCUCCGUCGUAGCAGUACACAAACAGACGAAGGAAAUUCACGGUCUCGUUCAAGCUGGCGAUGCUAAGAAACUGAAUGAACAUAAUUUUGAAGAAUUGGAUGUCUGCAAAGAUUUGUCAAAAGAAGUAUUCGACGAAGUGGAGCAACGGUUUAUGAAACAGUAUGGCGAACCGAAAGAAAAUGAUUUGAUACAGAUAAUGAUGGCGGGUGUUCGUCAAGAUUGUAGUGGAAAAGGUGAGUCUUCGAAGAAAUCAUAUCACCGUGCUUCGAAAUUUUCAAAUGCGAUUAGAGUCUGGGGUAUACCCCAGACUCUAAUCGCAUUUGAAAAUUUCGAAGUCCGGUGA
Molecule: messenger RNA, 537 nt
Organism: Didymodactylos carnosus
Lineage: Eukaryota; Metazoa; Rotifera; Eurotatoria; Philodinida; Philodinidae
Source: the annotation of a GenBank genome assembly